AUACCGAAAUCGAAGCUAAAAAGGAAAAAUCUGUAGCCGUUCCCUAAAAUAUUUCUUCGAUUUUCAGUUCUUCAGCCCACCAUUUUCUGCUCCCUAACUCACCCGAGUCCUUCAAUCCCAGUUCAUAAAUCAUUCAAUUUGUUCAUCUCUUUCUGUUUUUUUCGCCAAUUUCUUUGUGGAUUUGUUGUUUCGAGCUCUUCUUUCACCUCCAUUUCACGUUUUAACGCCGCCAUUGUUGCCGUUUUUCAUCUCUUCUUCUAAUUUCUGUGUUCCCUUUUGAUUAUUUGCUCUGUUUUUGUUGGAACUUGGAGGAGUGGGAGAAGGAAUUUCGUUGUUCUUUUGGGUUUUUUUUUUUUUUUUUUUUCCUCUUGAAAUCUGUUUGUUUAGUUUCUCUUUUGGAUUUUGUGUUCAAUUUUUGAGAGAUGAAUCUGUAUGUCUCUUAAUCGGUUGUUGUUUGAUUCUUUUGAUGCUCUGAUCGAUUCCCCAACUCGUUCGCUUGAUUUUGGGUUUUUUUGGGCGAUUUUGAUUGUUGGGUAUCGAGAUUUGGUUGGGAAAUGCGGGAUGUUCUUUGAUUGAGUUUCUCCAUUGCCGUUAUGUGCGGCGUGGUUCAUGCGGCGCGUUUGAUUUGAAGUUGUGAAUCAUGAUUUUCCUCAAGAUUCUAGGGUUUAUGCUCUCGUUUGCGGCUGAUUUCUACUGCGAUUUUCAAGUAUUUGUAUGGUGAUAUGGGUUCUUUGCUCAUCUAAGCUCUGCAAGUAUCUCACAUUAUCGCCAUUGGAGCUAAUUUAAGCAGGUACUUGCUCGUUCAAUAAAAUUCGCGUCAGAUUUAGAAUCCGCCAUCGUUGUUGAAGAAUCUGAUUUCUCUGUUUCUGUGAGAUUCCAUUGAUUAUUCCAAGCUUUUUUGUUCAACGAUUCCGAAAGGGAAAAAAGUAAUAUCUGGAAAAGAAUAAGGAUCUUGCAACGGUUCAAAUUUGUAUCCCUUCCUUCAUUCAAAGCUGCUUUUGAUUUAUUGCCCAUUUGAAGAUCUUUAUAGCGUAUCCGUUAUCACUUUGUGGUAAUUUUAACUCUCAUUUGAGUAUUGUUCUGUUCUCUGGUUGAGCUGAAAUCUACGUGCAUUGCUGUGAAUUGUGAGAUUUCAAAGCAUCCAUGGGGCUUCCUAGAAGUCUCGUGAUGCUGAUUGUUCAAAUGUGGUUCUUGUUUUUGGCUGAUCUGGUUAUGGUUCGAUCAACCGAUACUCGUUCAUCGGCGCGUUCUUUGGAUCUUCUUCUCCAGGAAUAUGCUUAUAAGGCAUUGGUUAACCCGAAAACUGGUAUUCCUUACGAUGCAGCCGCUCCCUCGAACUUGACUGGGAUUAGCAUUAGAGCUAUGAGGCUGAGGAGUGGUAGUUUUCGACGGUAUGGUGUUGUUUCAUUCGCGGAGUUCGAUAUCCCGACUGGUGUUAUCGUGCAGCCAUAUGUUGAGAGGCUUGUUUUGGUGUAUCAGAACUUGGGGAACUGGUCUGAGGAGUAUUAUGCAUUGCCUGGUUAUACCUUUUUAGCACCAAUGUUGGGUCUUCUUGCUUACAAUGCCUCCAAUCUCUCGGCUACUAAUCUUCCCGAACUCAAAAUGAGAGCUUCCGGUGACCCGAUACAUGUCAAGUUCGACAAUGUCAAGUCCCUCCCGGAUGGCGCCGUUGCAAAGUGUGUUUGGUUUAAUCUUCAGGGAAUAGCCAAUUUCAGCAGUGUGGAGUCUGGUAACACAUGUUCAACAAUCGAACACGGGCAUUUCUCUAUCGUCGUUGAAUCCAUUGCUCCUUCUCCUUCACCAGUCUCCCAGUCGCCCCCGGGGGCUGUGAUCCCAAAUGCACCUCCACCUUCAAGCAAGAAAAACACCACCAGAGUGUGGAUCAUUGUAGGAUCUGUGGUGGGUGGAGUGUUGCUGUUGGUGUUGCUAUCACUCCUCAUUUGUUGGGUUCAUAAGUUAAAGCAAAGAAACAAAAUGGAACAGAUGGAGAGGGCAGCAGAAUUGGGAGAACCUCUACAAAUGGCAAUGGUGGGCAACACAAAAGCACCCACUGCGUCCGUGACACGAACGCAGCCAACUCUUGAGACAGAAUACGUCCCUUGAGCUCCUCCAUCGACCGAUCACUCGUCACGGUACCAAGAUAUUCAUCCUCUCUAGUUCCUUUACUGAUCUUCUCUGGUUUUGAUGGUAUUCUUGUGAGUAGUAGAAGUUUUAAUGAUGAUUUUUGUGUAAAUGCCGUUUAUUUCUGAUACCUGUAUGAUGAAUGAUUCAUUGUUUCGCACAAAAAGUGUUACUGAGAACUGAUUCUUCUUCAUCUUCUCCUUCUUGUUCUUCUUGUUCUUCUUGUUCUUAUGUAUCUGCUGAAUUUGGUUUUAUGCAAUUUCGAAGGUAAUAAAGAGAGAUUCUUAAUGAAA
Messenger RNA from Cucurbita maxima (winter squash), 2414 nucleotides. RefSeq lists its product as uncharacterized. Gene Ontology annotation, cellular component: membrane. The record is from RefSeq and is a predicted model, not a curated record. The transcript has a single exon. The coding region runs from base 1144 to 2103 and encodes 319 amino acids. NCBI's taxonomy places the organism in Eukaryota, Viridiplantae, Streptophyta, Magnoliopsida, Cucurbitales, Cucurbitaceae.